UCCCAAAUUCUCAACGGUCAUAUCAACAUCCUCCUCCUCCAAAACGCUCAUCUUCCAUUUCCCUCUCAACCAACAUUUGAAUCCAAACUCCCUCUCUCUCUCUCUCUCUCUCUCUCUCUCUCGAUCGCUCGCUCAGUGAAGCAUGAGGCCCAAUCAGAGCACAGAGGCCACGGAGAGUCGGUUCCUGGGGACCAUAUCGACCUCUUCGAUCCGGAACCUGCUUCCCAGAUCCAUCUCCAAGCGCAAAUCCAACUCGUCAAACCCUAAACUCUCCAAAUACAACGCCGAGAACACUCCGCCAGCCGAUCCGAACAUCGGGACCACCGAUCUCCAGGUCUCGCAUUCGGUCACCAAAUUGUCACCGUCCAAACUGCGAGAAGCUCCGGCGCCAUCCGAUCCGCCCGUGAAGGAUGAGAUUGUAGGAUCGGACAGUCAGUGUGAAGUAUUGGCACCUCCGGAGCCACCGGUAAAGGUUGUAGUGAGAAUCACACCUGUUAAUGAGGGGGAUCGGACAGUAAAGAAGAUCUCUUCGGAUACAUUGUCUGUUGGGGAACGGAAAUUUAUUUUCGAUUCAGUUAUUGAUUCCAAUGCGAAUCAGGAAGAUGUAUUCCAGUUAGUUGGAGUCCCUUUGGUGAAAAAUGCUUUAGCAGGUUACAACGCUGCAAUUUUGUCAUAUGGACAGACUGGAAGCGGAAAGACUUACACAAUGUGGGGUCCGCCAAGCGCCAUGGUUGAGGAUCCCUCAAGCAGUAGUCACCAGGGCAUUGUUCCUCGCAUCUUCCAAAUGUUAUUCUCCGAGAUUCAGAGAGAGCAACAGAACUCAGAAGGGAAACAGAUAAAUUAUCAGUGCCGUUGCUCUUUCCUUGAGAUAUAUAACGAACAAAUUGGGGAUUUACUAGACCCCACUCAGCGAAACCUUGAGAUAAGUGAUGAUGCAAAAAAUGGAUUGUAUGUUGAGAAUUUGACUGAGGAAUAUGUGACUAGCUUCGAGGAUGUAACACAAAUCCUCAUCAAGGGGCUUUCAAGUAGAAAAGUUGGAGCCACUAGCUUAAAUUCUAAGAGCUCGAGGUCCCAUAUUGUUUUUACUUUCAUCAUCGAGUCUUGGUGUAAGGGAACCUCAUCGAAGUGUUUCAAUAGUUCAAAAACAAGCAGAAUCAGCCUUGUUGAUCUUGCAGGACUUGAUAGAAAUAAAGUUGAUGAUGGGGAUAGACAAAUUGUAAGGGAAGGCAAACAUUUGAAGAAGUCCUUGUCACAACUUGGGCACUUAGUGAAUAUUCUUGCAAAAGGUGCUCAGUCUGGAAAUUCGGAAGAUAUUUCAUACAGAGGUUCCUGUUUAACUCAUUUACUGCGAGAAUCACUUGGCGGCAAUGCCAAACUCACAGUUAUUUGUGCCAUCUCCCCAGAAAACAAAAAUAGCGGUGAUACACUGAGAACUCUCAGAUUCGGACAGCGAGUAAAAUUUAUUAGAAAUGAGCCAGUAAUAAAUGAAAUCAGAGAGGACGAUGUUAAUGAUUUGAGCGAUCAAAUUCGUCAGUUGAAGGAGGAACUUAUAAGAGCGAGGUCUAAUGUCUGUACAUCAUCAGGAAGCCAAAAUGGAUAUUUUCAAGGACGAAAUGUACGUGAAAGCUUGAAUCAAUUGAGAGUAAGCCUUAACCGAUCUUUGAUUCUAACCCCCACAGAUAAUGAUUCUGAUGAAGAGGUAAAUGUUGAUCAAGAUGAUGUAAGGGAACUUUGUCAGCAUCUAGAUAAGUUGCAUAGUUCUGAGGAGAAUAUUACAGACACAUCUGUUAAUAGGGAUUCCAUCCAGUUUUAUUCAAUGGAGGAAAGUUGUGAGACAGACUUGAUGAGUUCAGAAAGUGAGUUUGAAGAAAUCAGUGUGGGAAAACCUUGGAAUGAACUUCCUGAUAAGGCCAAUGAUGCGUUAGAAGAUAAUUUUGUGAGUGCUCUUAACACCUUAACAGCUGUUGAUCAUGCAUCCAGAAGGAGCAUUUCAAUUAGCUCGUGCUGUCAGUCUCCAAUUCUCCAAGACCCACCAUUGUCUGAAUCUCCAAAAAUUGGAAAUAUACAAAGGAAAAGCAUGAAUAUGCCAAGUCAUUUAGCAAGUCUGACCAGUGUGUCUGAAAGUUCCAAGUUCAACUUGGAUGUGUUAAGACAAUCACUUAAACAGAGCGAGCACAUCCGAUCUUCUUUGCGGUCAAGCAAGACGUUUACAGGCCCCACUGAGACCUUGGCUGCUAGCCUUCACAGAGGCUUACAGAUCAUUGACCAUCAUCAGCGGAACUCGGCACCAAAUAAAUCUUCAGUUUCCUUCUCCUUUGAGCACUUGACAUUGAAACCUUGUUCAGAAGUUGAUAAGGCCAAUGCUUCUAUUCAGACACUACCAGAAGAGAAACCAUCUUCAAAUGGACCAUCCGCUUCUUUCCUAUGUGCAUCUUGCCGACAAAUAAUAUCUGAGAAGGAUUCCAAUGACGCCCAGGAUAGCUUGAAGACAUGGGUUUUAGCAGUCAAUGAGGCAGAGAAUCCUACCCAACGGAUGGACGAAGUGCCUAAAGAAACCUGGAAUGCUAUGAUAAAAACAAUUAAGCGAGAGGAGCUUGAAAAUGUUUGCAUGGAGCAAGCUGCCAAAAUUGAGCAGUUGAAUCGACUGGUAGAGCAAUGCAAACUCGAGAAGGAAGAAAUGCACGAUGAAGAAAGCAAAACAUUUUGUCUUGAGGCUUCAAAGAAUGAAAUAGUGUCAUAUAAGGAUCCCAAAAAUGAUGAUUACCGUUUACUGAAGGAUGACAAGCUUGUGAGGUGCAAUUCUAUUGAGAAUAAUCAGCCAGAGAUGAUAAAGGAAAAAUGUGAAGUAAAGGAAGUCGUGGAACCUGGGUUUGGGAACAGAUAUAUUGAUCUAAAUGAGAAGGAAGCACUUCUUAAGGAAAUUGAAGGGUUAAAAAACAAGUUGCAGUCAUAUUCUGAUGCUUCUCAUAACAAAUCUGUUGAAAAACUCAGAUCUUCUUUGUUGUCCCGAUCAAUCCAAUUACGAAAAAGUGGUGUAGAUCAUCUAGAUAAUAGCAAGGAAGAACUAGAGAGCGAAAGACAGAGAUGGACAGAAAUGGAGAGUGACUGGAUUUCCUUAACUGAUGAACUGAGAAUUGAUCUCCAAUCCCACCGCCGACGUGCAGAGAAGGUCGAGAUGGAGUUGACAUUAGAGAAGAAGUGCACCGAAGAGUUGGAUGAUGCACUUCACAGAGCAGUCCUUGGGCAUGCUAGAAUGAUCGAACACUAUGCUGAACUGCAAGAGAAGUAUAAUGACUUGGCUGGAAAGCAUCGUGCAAUCAUGGAAGGGAUAGCGGAGGUGAAGAAGGCAGGAAAAAAGGGUCAUGGCUCUCGUUUUGCCAAAUCCCUUGCUGCAGAGCUUUCUGCAUUGAGAGUGGAGAGGGAGAGGGAGAGAGAACUGUUGAAAAAGGAGAACAAGAGUCUUAGAACUCAACUUAGAGACACUGCAGAAGCUGUUCAUGCAGCUGGAGAACUCCUUGUUAGGCUGAGAGAAGCUGAACAAACUGCAUCCGUUGCAGAGGAGAACUUUGCAAAGGUUCAAGAAGACAACGAAAAGUUAAAGAAGCAAACGGACAAGCUUAAAAGAAAACACAAGAUGGAGAUGAUCACCAUGAAGCAAUAUCUUGCAGAGAGCAGAUUGCCUGGAUCUGCAUUGCAGCCACUAUACCGCGAGGAGGAUUCCGACAUAGCACACAACAACCCAACAACCCCAUAUUCAGAUGAUGAUCAGGCAUGGAGAGCAGAAUUUGGAGCAAUAUAUCAAGAUCACUACUGAUUCUCCUUUUGAAGUUCAAAUCAGCUACUGAGAGAGUUGGAGGUGGAUGAGCAUUCUUGUGUGAUGGAUGGCUUGAAUCAGACCCUACUCGGGUCCAGGGAUUAUUUGUUGUCGUAUAACAUUUCCUCUGUGCUUUGUAUGUUUGGUAUGCGAUUGAAUAUUCAUUCUUUACUCAUGAUUGUGGAUGCUUCUUUGGCUACUCAUGAUUGAUUAUUCAUUCUUUACUCAUACAAUAUAUGUGGAGUGCAGUUACUUGAUUGC
Alnus glutinosa is the source of this 4075-nucleotide messenger RNA. Its product is annotated as kinesin-like protein KIN-12F. Lineage: Eukaryota; Viridiplantae; Streptophyta; Magnoliopsida; Fagales; Betulaceae. Gene Ontology annotation, biological process: microtubule-based movement. The transcript has 17 exons. The record is from RefSeq and is a predicted model, not a curated record. Gene Ontology annotation, molecular function: microtubule motor activity; ATP binding; microtubule binding. The coding region runs from base 143 to 3814 and encodes 1223 amino acids.